Messenger RNA from Amborella trichopoda, 719 nucleotides. RefSeq names its product pathogenesis-related protein PRB1-2. Gene Ontology annotation, cellular component: extracellular region. The record is from RefSeq and is a predicted model, not a curated record. NCBI's taxonomy places the organism in Eukaryota, Viridiplantae, Streptophyta, Magnoliopsida, Amborellales, Amborellaceae.
AAAACUCACAAAACCACAAUUGAAAGAUGGCCAUGAACAAGCAAUCCUGGUCCCUUACCUUGCUCGUAGUGCUGUGCACCAUGGGGAUGGUGCAUCUGUGCCAUGCCCAGAACUCUCCCCAGGAUUAUCUCAACCCGCAUAACGCCGCACGGACACGACUUAACGUUGGACCCUUGACAUGGGACGACAACGUCGCCGCCUUUGCGCAGAACUAUGCGAACCAGAGGGCUAGAGAUUGCAAUCUCAUACACUCUGGGGGGCCUUACGGUGAGAACCUAUUCGGGGGUUCGGGUGCUGAUUUCUCAGCAGCAGACGCAGUGAACGCAUGGGUCAAUGAGAAGGCAGACUAUGACUACAACUCCAACACUUGUGCAGCCGGCAAGCAGUGCGGCCACUACACACAAGUCGUGUGGCGCAACUCGGUGCGGUUGGGUUGUGCCAAGGUCAGGUGCAACAAUGGAGGCAUCUUCAUAACCUGCAACUACAACCCUCCCGGCAACUUCAUCGGGCAGAAACCCUAUUGAUAUAUCAUUAGCUUUCGGUCGGAAAUAAAGCUUUUGAGCCGGUAUCCGUGCUCUAAGUUGUCCAUUAGGGUUCGACUUAGUGGUAGACUUGGAUCCUUGAAGUUAGUAUAGACCAUGCUCACCUAUUGUCUUUCAUGCUUGUAGUAUAAGUUGGAGUGACGAUGCCAUAUAAUAAAAGGGCAACCUUUUUAUAUU